AUGAUUACAAAAUAUCUUCUUUCGUUUCUCGCCGUUGCAAAUGUUGCGUUAUGUAAUAAAGAUGCACCACAGCUGCAGGAAAGACCUGAAUGGCUUCUAACGUGCAACCGUAUGGACCCGAAUGCGGACAAUUGCUUCAAGAAACUGUUCGAACAUACGUUCCCUUACUUGGCGAAAGGCAUUCCCGAGAUUGGUGUGCCGCAUUUCGAGCCACUGCACAUCGAUAAAGUAAGUGUAUCUCGUGGUUCCGGUAGCCUCAACUUGCAAGGUGGUUUUCAAAAUUUGAUCGUACAUGGACCAUCGAAUACCACAGUACGUCGUGCCAACCUAGAUAUGGAGAAGAAAGUGCUGGAAUUCGAUUUGGACAUUCCACGAUUGCGGAUCAAUGCACAGUACAAUCUCAAGGGACAAAUCCUGCUCUUGCCCAUUGUGGGAAGUGGUGAUGUCGCGAUGACACUCAAGAAUGUCAAGACGCGAGUCGUUACGAAAUUUACUUUGCAAAAUUUACCAGAGGAAGCAAUUCACAUCGAUGAAAUGCGAGUGACAUUCAUUGUUGGUGGCCUACGAAUUCAUUUGGACAAUUUGUUCAACGGCAACAAGGUACUCUCUGCCUCGCUGAAUAUGUUUUUGAAUCAGAACGCGCACGACGUAUUGGCCGAACUGAAAACCGACUUGGAACACGGACUCGAGGCAAUUUUCACCGUACUUUGGAACAAAUUAUUCAACAAAAUGCCAUUGAAGUUGUGGUUGUUGUGA
This is a messenger RNA of Culicoides brevitarsis, 756 nucleotides long. RefSeq names its product protein takeout (gene Jhbp4). The coding region runs from base 1 to 756 and encodes 251 amino acids. The record is from RefSeq and is a predicted model, not a curated record. Lineage: Eukaryota; Metazoa; Arthropoda; Insecta; Diptera; Ceratopogonidae. The transcript is spliced from 4 exons.